Molecule: messenger RNA, 588 nt
Organism: Sclerotinia borealis F-4128
Lineage: Eukaryota; Fungi; Ascomycota; Leotiomycetes; Helotiales; Sclerotiniaceae
Source: the annotation of a GenBank genome assembly
AUGGCGACUUCUCCUUCUGAUACCACCCCUCCCUCCAACAACACCCCUUCUACCAACGAUAUCGACCUCCUCAACCCCUCCGAUCUCACCACCACUACCACCAACCGCACUAAUGACAGUAUAAUGUACUUCAAAUCCGAAUACGAGUACCUUCUCACCAAGCUCCCUCCCAAUUACCCCAAGCCAGCUCCUCCUAUUGGUACGUACCUGGUUCCCUCCGCAUCCUCUCUUGCUGCAAUUGCAAUUUCAGCACCAAGUUCCCCGGCGAACCUCACUUCAACAUGGUCGUCCCGCUUUUCUGCCACCCCCGUCCAUACCACCCAGAAAAGCGAUGUCGUCAUAAGUACUGCGAGAACUGUGUCUGGAGUGUCAUUAAAGAAGGAGAGGAUGUCAACUGGAGAGGCAAAGAAGAGUUUUGAGGAGAUGGCUGCGGAGGUUGAUGAGGAUGGAAAACCUCGUUAUCCUUUGAUGCAAGAUCGUAAGUAUGGUACUUUGGGUACGCAGACGGAUGGUGAUUUUGGUAUUUGGUGGGAAUGGGGUGGGGGAAUUCCGGGGUUUGGAAGUAAUGCUCCUGAUGAUGAGGAGUAG